AUGCAUCUACAUGACCAAGAGUUGUCAGGAAUCAAUUGUUGUAAUGAGUGGUUCAAAUUGAUGUUUUGUGUGUUGAUCACAAUGAUUGUGUAUUACAAGAUCACUUGCGGUAUUGAUUUGUCAAUCGACGAGUAUAUACUUGAUACUGUAUUAGAACCAAUCAAGUUCAACUUUGAUUUGAAUGUCAUGCACAAUAGUAAAACUAAACGUGUGAUAUCAACGAUCCACCUAGUUCAUGCAGCAACAUCCAAACCCCUGCAUGACAAGGUUCAAGAUCAUAUCAGCAAAAACUACUUGCUGUAUGGUGCAAUGUUUGGAGUAGCUACUAUUCUUGGUAGUUUCCUCUGUAGUCAGAUCAAAGAGACAGAAGUCAAACUCAAGUCCGAUGUCAGUGAAAUCAAGACUAUGCUGACUCCGUUCAUCGUCAAAGUCAAGAUGAACAAGGAGAGACUUGAUGACAUCAAAAAGGACUUGCACAGGAGAUGA
This is a messenger RNA of Batrachochytrium dendrobatidis JAM81, 486 nucleotides long. RefSeq lists its product as uncharacterized. The record is from RefSeq and is a predicted model, not a curated record. The coding region runs from base 1 to 486 and encodes 161 amino acids. NCBI's taxonomy places the organism in Eukaryota, Fungi, Chytridiomycota, Chytridiomycetes, Rhizophydiales. The transcript has 4 exons.